This is a messenger RNA of Bufo gargarizans (Asiatic toad), 6045 nucleotides long. RefSeq names its product formin homology 2 domain containing 1 (gene FHOD1). Lineage: Eukaryota; Metazoa; Chordata; Amphibia; Anura; Bufonidae. The coding region runs from base 99 to 4256 and encodes 1385 amino acids. The transcript has 26 exons. Gene Ontology annotation, molecular function: actin filament binding. Gene Ontology annotation, biological process: cortical actin cytoskeleton organization; actin filament network formation. Gene Ontology annotation, cellular component: cytoskeleton; cytoplasm. The record is from RefSeq and is a predicted model, not a curated record.
CGCCCCGGCUCCCGGUGAGCGGCGGACCUAGACUGCAGGCUGUAUGUGGAGCAGUGACCGGGGAUCCCGGGCAGUUAGCGGUCGCAGCCUUCGCCGCCAUGGCUUUCAUCCCGUGCCGGGUGCAGUACCUGGACGAUGUAGAUCCGUUCGUCUGCACCAACUUCCCGGAGCCGCGGAGACCCCCGGUGUAUAACUUCCCGGAGACCGCCCCGCUGAUCGAGCAGCUGCCCGCACUGUACAAACUGCUGGAGGCCCCGCUCAAGCUGGAGGAUUGCACCCUGCAGUUAUCUACCAACGGGAACUACCUGGACAUCGAGCUCUCCCUGGCCGAGCAGCGCGACUACCUGGAAGCCUUCUUUGAAGACAUAAGCAAAGGCAGACGACCGACGCUGAUCCUGCGGACGCAGCUGUCAGUGCGAGUCCACGCCAUUCUAGAAAAGUUAUACAACUCCAAUGGCCCCGAGUUACGGAGGUCGCUCUUCUCACUCAAGCAGCUUUUCCAGGAAGACAAAGAUCUGGUGCCGGAGUUUGUGAAUUCAGAGGGGUUGACAUGUCUCAUCAAGGUUGGGGCUGAGGCCGACCAGAACUACCAAAAUUACAUCCUCCGAGCUCUCAGUCAGAUCAUGCUCUUUGUGGAUGGUAUGAAUGGCGUGAUAAAUCACAAUGAGACGGUCCAGUGGCUGUACACACUCUGCGGCAGUCCGUACCGCCUGGUGGUGAAGACCGCCCUCAAACUGCUGAUUGUAUUUGUGGAGUACACAGAAUCCAAUGCCCUUCUCCUGAUCAGAGCCGUGAACAUCGUGGACCAGAACCGAGGAACCAACCCUUGGUCAAACCUCAUAGAUAUUCUAGAAGAGAAGAAUGGGGCGGACUCGGAGCUGCUUGUGUUUGCCAUGACGCUCAUCAACAAGCAAAUCCAAUUUUCAGGAAAACAGACGCUGGUGGCUCUCCCGGAUCAGGACUCCUUCUACGACGUAACGGACUGUCUGGAGCAGCAGGGGAUGGAGAAGCUCAUCCAGAGACACAUGAACAACAAGGGGACAGACCCGGACUUGAAGCAGCGGCUGGCUCUGUACGAGAGCGCUUUAAGACUAGAGGAUGACGACAACGAGGAGUCUUCCAGUGGUCCCCGCAAGGAUCGUAGGAAAAAUUCCCUGGGGGUAGAAGAGGUCCGCCGCUCAAGACGAUCCCUGGGCAACAGCGCGGAAGUAUGGGCAAAGAUGAACAAUACCACCACACCAGUAGUGCCCCCUAUUGAAAACAGCAUCAACCUGCAGAAUGCUGCUAAGCCGUGCACAGUGCAGAAGCCGACCGUGUGCAUUGUUCCACCUUCUCCUCCAAAACAGCCGCCAGCAGAAAGGACGCAGCCUCCAAGCUGUAACGUAGAACCGAAGGUGGAUCCGCCGCCUCCUGAAGUGACAACCCCGACCAAGCAGUCGAGCCCUGAGAGCAGUAACACACACAGCAGCUGCGCCAAUAUCUCCCUGUCCAAACCCUCGCCGGAGGUGGAAAAGGUGCCUGUAGUCACCGACCGGAGUAUCUUUAACGUGAACCAAACAGAGCCUGUUUGGGAGGACAAGAAUAAUCAUGUGUACGGGGACAAACCCAUCCUGAAAAAGUUCCAAAACCGAUUUCUGGAGAAUCUGGCUGCCACAGAGUUGGAAAAGAUGUCGGCUUUAUCCAAAGGCAGACAGGAUAUACUGGCAGAAGCGGUGCGCAAUGGGGACCCCGAUGAAGAAGAAGCUUCCCCAGAUCAGCGUGCAGACCAAGCCGGCAUGGAUGAUUUCAGCAGCCAGGAGGAGGGAAAAGGGGAUCUGAGUGAGAAGGAAGAAAAAAAUGACAGUGUGAAUGAGAAAGAACUGUGCUCUGGGUCCAGCGAUUCCUCGGCCAGCAGCACCUUGGAGAGAGAGGAGAAAGGAGACCGAGAGGAGCCUGAAUCCGAACCAGCAAGUCCUGGUAGCACGCCUCCUCCAGCUACUGACCGCAGCAGUUCCAAGAAGUUCAUGAUGGACAUGUUAUAUACCAAAAAACAGGAUGACGAUGACACAGAAAUUCUCAACGCAAAGAACACUGCUUCUACUGACCCGGGGAAGCCACCAAGAGAGAAGAGGUCUCCAGCAGCCAGAACGGAAAUCUACGAGCCUGAGACUUCUCCCACCAAAGUGCCCAUGGAAAACGGCUCAGACCCCCGGAAAGGUAUGCGGGCCCAGUACAGCAUAGAUGCUGAAACCAAUGCCAAGAACCUGGAGAAGACCCUCAUGACCCCCUUCAAAAAACCUGCCGAGACCUUGUGGGAGCAAACCCCACAACCCUCACAGAUGGAGCUGAAGAUUAAAGACUUAGAUUUCACAGACUUAUGUGAGGAGGAGGAUUUUGAUGUCCUGGAUUUCGAGGCCACAGAAACCAUUGCACCUUCCCGAUUGUCCAACGUAAAUCAUUCUUCUCCGUCGUCCAUUUCAGGGUUGCCCCUUCCACCUCCUCCUCCACCACCACCGUUUGGCAGUUGUCCUGGAUUUCCCGUCCCUCCACCUCCAUUGUGUCCCCCACCACCACCACCACUGGGAAGGAGUCCCCAUUUGCCACCACCUCCUCCGGCUCCCCCCAGCUUCAGCCCCCUCUCACAGGACUCCUUAAACACAACCUUAAAUAAGAAGAGGAAGACGGUGAAGCUGUUCUGGAAGGAGGUGAAGGAGACGGACUGCAACAGCCGGGGGAAGUUUGGGAAAGGCACUUUGUGGGAGUCACUGGACAAGAUCAAUGUGGACACCGAGAAACUUGAACAUCUUUUUGAAUCUAAAGCCAAAGAACUGAUUUCUUCCAAGAAAGGGGUUGAAGUGAAGAAGCAGGCUCUGGUCGUGUUGGACCCCAAGAGAAGCAACGCCAUCAAUAUCGGCCUCACUGUGCUCCCCACCGUCCACAUCAUCAAGACGGCCAUCUUAAACUUUGAUGAGUAUGCAAUCAGCAAAGAGGGGAUUGAGAAAAUCCUCACGAUGGUCCCGACAGAAGAGGAAAAGCAGAAGAUCCAGGAGGCUCAGAUCGCAAACCCUGAUGUCCCCUUAGGGUCGGCAGAGCAGUUCCUCCUCACCCUGUCCUCGAUCAGCGGCCUGACCUCCCGCCUACAACUCUGGGCCUUUAAGUUGGAUUAUGAGACUAUGGAGAAGGAAAUUGCGGAUCCGCUGUUUGACUUGAAGCUGGGAAUGGAGCAGCUGUCGAAGAACAAGACGUUCCGAGUGAUCCUGGCCUCGCUCCUGGCGGUUGGGAACUUCCUGAAUUGCUCGAGCGCCAAGGGCUUUGAUCUCAGUUACUUGGAGAAGGUCUCGGAGGUGAAGGACACUGUUCACAGACAGACACUACUCCACCACAUGUGUAACAUAGUGAUUGAGAAGUUCCCUGACACCUCUGACCUGUAUUCUGAAAUUGCAGCCAUCACCCGAUCGUCCAAGGUGGAUUUCGAUGAACUGGCGGACAGUCUGGUGCAGCUGGAGAAGCGAUGCCGGAAUUCGUGGGAGAGUCUUAAAGUCAUCGCCAAACACGAGACAAAACCAGGCUUAAAGAACAAAAUGACAGACUUCCUAAAGAGCAGCACCGACAAAAUCGUCAUCCUGAAAAUCGUACACCGGAGAAUUCUAAACCGAUUCCGGUCCUUUUUGCUCUAUCUGGGCUAUUCCUACUCAUCUGCCAGAGACAUGAAGAUAACGCGAUUCUGCCGAAUAAUCAGCGAGUUUGCUCUGGAAUACAGAACGGGGCGUGAGAGGGUGCUGCAGCAGAAACAGAAGAGAGCUGCGUACAGAGAACGGAACAAGACACGGGGGAGGAUGAUCACAGAGACCGCUAAGUUCUCCAGCGCUGCAACAACAGCGAUGACGACUGAUAAUAACAUCACCUUGUCCAGCAACAGGUUACAGAAUGAGUCAUCCGAGGGGGGGCAUGAAAAUAUGACCAACAUACUGAUCUCCUCCGGGGAGCCAAACACUCGCAGGAGCCGCGGAUUCAGAAGUUUGGGCCGUGCCAGCCCUCCAGACCUGUCGGGGAACAAAGAGGAGCAAGGAGGAUCCCCAGUGGAUGCUUCUGAUGAGAUCAUGGACCGACUGGUGCAGUCUGUAACCCAGAACCCAAACCCACGAGUAGUGGCCCCGAAGGAACGGAAGAGAUCAAGAGCCAAUAGGAAGUCUCUGAGAAGAACCCUAAAGAGCGGGCUGAGCGAUGACCUGGUCCAGGCGCUGGGACUCUCCAGAUCAUCGGAGAUGACAGUGUGAUUGACUCCUGCAUAGACUGCUUACACAGUCCGCUGCCCCCUGUGGUGGGAUACUGGACAAUGCAGUGAAUGGAGCAGAAAACGCCUUUGAAUGGGACUGCGCCGCGUUACUGUCCACUAUAACUGAGACUUAUCCCUGUGAAGGAAUCCUUGUUACAUUACAGGCCUUGUCCGUCCAUCCUCAAGGAGAUCUACUCCACUCACAGCAAUACUGUACAGCUGUAAUAAGGACAGAUACCUGGAGCCGGACGACCGCUCCGAUCACUGGCCGCUGGCACACUACGGAGCGGGCACGUUUCCCUCUCUGCUCAAAGGACUGCUCUGUGUGUCCCUCACCAGCAGUGACGGUAACAGUGCGGUAAUGUGUGUGGGCAUGCUGGCACUGUUACAUUGUGCAGCAGGUCUGGAUGACAUUUAAAACAUUACUUCUGCCCAUCCGGCUGCUGGAGACGUAGGGUUAACAAAAGUACCUUAGACCUCCUCCCUUCAGCACUCCAAGUGUUAACUCUACAAUUAUGUAUAUGAUAUAUGUAAAAGGUGGCGCCACCUAGUGGCUGAUAGUUUUGCACAUCCCAUUAUUCUUGAUUGAAUGUAAGGUUAUAGGCUGCAAUCAUGAAGUUUCCCCAGUAAUGGCUCCCGUCCCACAUUAUAUCAGCCAAGAAAGUGUUGGCGUAAAUUCUGGCGCUGCAAACUGCAAAAAUUGUCCGAGGACAGAUCACUGUCCCUCGCUCCACACAUUUCAUCCUUGUGUUUGCAAUUACAGCUUCUGUGCUAUUCCUGCUCGGAGCGUGAAAUAACACGUCUCUUGUGCGUUCUGCUGUCAGGCCGGGCAGAGGAGGUCAGGUCACGUCCUAUUUAUACCAGAUAAUGAUGGGUGGUGCUGCCAUUACAUGGGCAGCUGAGGCCGCCCAAAUCCUCCCUCCUAUACCACUGCUCAUUUUCCGUGCUGUGACUGGAUGAAUCAGCCUGGCUAAUAUAAACCCGCUCACCCGGCCCAGUAUAAUGAUCACCUCCUCCAGAACCACUGACAAAAGUUCUGCGCCCCUGCCCCCCGAGCUCAUGGCUUAUAUAGAGACCUAUAAACCACUGAUCCCGCUGCCCCCGUGGUUCUGACCUGUGUAUAAUGAAUGUGCGGCUGCUCUGCAAAAGAUGCACCAAGAAAGGGUUAAUCUUUUGGCACACAACGGCAUCUAGGGAACCCAUAAACUGGGCAGUCAAAUGUGGUAGGGGUAAGGGCCAUCAUGUGUGGGCCCAGACCUCGCGCCACAUUACUACUGCCGCAGUGCUAUAAUGUAUCCCCUUCCCCUGACCAUGUCCAGGGGGUACAAAGUUCACAACCCCCUCCGUCCACGGUUGUUUCCAAGUCUCCCAUAAUCCACCUGCCUGUUGCAUAAGUUAUAGCCCCCCUACAGGACAUCUCCUUACCACUCGUCAUGCCACGUGCUGCACAUAAGGGGUUAACGGACUAGGAAUCCUGGGUAACGUUUAUAUUUAAUGUAUUUUAACGUCGCCUUCAUAUUUAUUUUUUUAAGGGCUUUAGUCGGGAGAGUUUAGUGCCUUGGUCUGUGUAAAUGGCCGCUCCCCGGGAGGGGGGGGGGUCUUUUUAGUGUAGAUUUUUGUAAUGAAGUAAGUGGCUUCAGGUAAGUGCAGAGAUCACUCGUCACGCUGGGUCGUCUUCGAUGCACCCCUUCUGAACAGUAUUAUGACGUCAUCGCACCGCUGUCUGUAAAGUCACCGCAUAGGAAACGACCUGUAAAACAUCGUCUUCAAUAAAACUAAUUGCAAUUUUA